This is a messenger RNA of Mya arenaria, 5465 nucleotides long. RefSeq names its product eukaryotic translation initiation factor 4 gamma 3-like. Bases 399 to 3356 code for a protein of 985 amino acids. Gene Ontology annotation, cellular component: eukaryotic translation initiation factor 4F complex. The record is from RefSeq and is a predicted model, not a curated record. Gene Ontology annotation, molecular function: translation initiation factor activity; protein binding; mRNA binding. The transcript is spliced from 18 exons. Lineage: Eukaryota; Metazoa; Mollusca; Bivalvia; Myida; Myidae.
UCGAAACUAGGAAAUAUAAACAUUAUGGCCAGCCAUCAACAUUGUGUUUUGGCGAUUAAAAAUCAAAAACGAGUAAUUUAAUCGGAUAUUGUAAGGGUUGUAACGGAUAUUCAUGUAAUAUGUGUAUACAUCUCAUAUCAAAGCAUAAGCAUUCAGACACGAUGUUAUAAAUAAAGGUGCCACUGCGAAAAGACGUGUUGAUAAAGAUGUGACAUGGAAAUUGUCUUGGAAAUUAAGACAUUAACGAAAAGAUCUGCGAAGAAGAUUUUGUUGUAUUGCAGAAAGCACAUGGCGUCGACAUGUGUACAAUGUUAAAAAGUAAAUCAUUCGAAUUGCGAAAAACAACUGGUUGACCUCAUUGAAGUCUCUCAUCCGAGUACAGGUCAUAAAACGUAAUCAUGCAUGGGUUAGAGGAUUUAUUGAAUGACGCACAACGUGUAGAAAAAGAUGCCGCUGUCAAUAGAGAGAAAAACAAUUUAGCCAAAGAAGAUAAUUUGAAAGCUGUACGUGAUUUUAGAAAAGACAUUGACGAUUAUUUUGACAAGUUACAAAUAAAAGUAGAACAAGAGAUAAGACAAUGUCAUUCGAGAAAUGAAGGCAUGUUAACUGAACAACUUAAAACAUGCCUUGAAGUAAAAGAAAAAGCGCUGAUAAAACAAAAGCAAAUUAAUUCAAUAGUACAGAAAAAUCUAAAGUGCACUCUAUAUGCAAGACCUGAGAACUUACGAACAGAAAUAGCUACCCUGAAACAAACCUUAAAUGAAGCUUCAAGACAGGCCAGGUGUGGAAUGUACGAAUUCCAGAAAAAUGAUGUCGUUCAAAGCCUGAUAUUGACGGAAAGUGUAUUAGGCACAUUAAAAGAUAACCGCAGUGGAAUCGAAGUGCUUACUUACACUUUACCUGAACAUGUAGAACGCAACGAAAAGCUUAUGCAGACCCGAGGCUUGCCAAGCCAGCCGAACAGACAAAAUAACAAGUCUGGUUCGUUGCCUUGUGAAAUGGCCAAGCCCAUUACAACGACAGAGGUGCAGCUAAACAAAGCGAAGAAGCCCUGGAAACAAAGACGUUUAAAUUCAGGCACCAGCAGAAAGGAAGUGGAGAAGAAUGACGUUGUCGUAGAGUCCCAAGGCUUGCCUUGCCAGCCGAACAUGCAAAAGAACAAGCCUGGUCCUUCUCCUUGCGAAAUGAACCAGUCCAUUAGAACGACAGAGGUGCAGCUACAUAAAGCAAAGAAGCCCUGGAAACAAAGACGUCAAAAAUCCGGCACUAACACGAAGGAAGGAGAGCAGAACGACGCUGUCAUAGAGUCCCGAGGUUUGCCUAGCCAGCUGAGCAGACAAAAUAACAAGUCUGGUCCUUCGCCUUGCGAAUUGACCAAAACCAUUAGAACGACAGAGGUGCAGGUACACAAAGCAAAGAAGCCUUGUAAACAAGGACGUCUGAAUUCCGGCACCAACAAGAAAGAAGUGGAGGAGAACGACGCUGUCAUAAAGUCCCGAGGCAAGUCUAUUCAGCCGAGUCAAACGAAGUCGGAUCCGCAACCUUGCCAAACCAACCAGUCAAUUAGAACGACCGAAGUGGAGCUUCACAAAGCAAAGAGGCCAUGGAAACCAAGACGUCUGGAAUCCGCAGACAGUGAGAAGGAAGUGGAGGAAAACGACGCUUCCAUAGAGGGCCUAUGCAAGAAAACACUGAUUAUCAUGAACAAGCUGACACCGCAGAAGUUCCAGGUACUCGUGUCACAGAUGAAGGCUCUUAAGAUUGACACGGAAGAUAAACUGAAGGGAGUCGUUGAUCUUGUCUUUGAGAAGGCCAUCAGUGAACCUGAAUAUAGUGAAGUUUAUGCAAACAUGUGUAAAUGCCUUUCAAUGUUAAAAGUCAAGUCCGACUUAAAACCAGGGAAGAUGGUUAUUUUUCGAGUUGUGUUGUUGGCGCGAUGUGAACGUGAAUUCAAAACCAAAUACCGUCAAAUCCCGGUUUUGCCACCAGACGUGAGGAAUUCGCCUAAAUGUAAAGAGGAAAAUAGAAAAGAAGAAUUAACUUAUGGAGAAGACAAAGCAAGACAAAGAUCUCUAGGAAAUAUAAGGUUCAUCGGGGAAUUAUUCAAGCAAAAAAUGUUUUCUCGAAGAAGUAUGCAUAAUUGUGUGUUCAAAUUACUACGGGCUAAGGAUCCUGAUAGUUUAGCGUGUGCGUGUAGGUUACUGACCACUAUAGGAAAAGAACUUGAUACUGACAAGGACAAGCCCCGUAUGGAUCAGUAUUUCGAACAGAUGGCCAAACUAGCUAAUGAUAAAAACAGCGCUACAGUAGUUAGAUUUAUGCUUCAAGAUAUUAUAUCUGUUAGAUUAAACAAGUGGAUACCUCGAUGUUUAGAUAUCAACCCCAAGACCAUCGACCAGAUCCACAUGGAAGUCGCAAAGGAAAUGCAGAUGAAGGCCCUUUUAUCUCAAGAAGUAAAGGAACUACAAAAGACACAUAAAGGAGAUCGGCGCGGUCCAACCAGUGGUCAGAUAGUUGGUGGUGGUGCUGGAGGGGGAGCCGACGGUUGGAGUAUGGAAGGAAAACAACCACAACUGGCAUCAGUUGACCGGUCUAAAGACCAAACACAAAUCUCCAAGCAAAACGUGGACGAGGAAAUCAACUUAGGUUCUGAUAAGACCUCAAUGGACAGGAAAACAUCUAGCGCUCCAGCUAACAGGUCAGGGAAAGGCUUUGAUCGGCGAAUCCCAGCCACAAGUCCCGGACGUCGAAAAGGGCAUGACAGAGGACGGCUUUGGACACCUCUGAACCUCAGAACCAGACUAUCACAGGAACAAAUCAAACAGGAUAUUAAAUGGGGUCUAGUGAACACCAAACGUGGAGGGAGCACUCUUACUACACCUUCAACUGGCCUUCCAAUGACAGAAAUCGCAGAGCGCUUGCACGAUCUUGUCGUUGUUCGGCGGGAAGAUAACGAGACGCUAUUCAACUGGAUCGAGUCUAACAUUGACGAUACGGCUAAGGCAAACACCCAGUUUAUACGGGAGCUUAUGACAGCAGUGUGUCAGAGUUCCAUUAAAGGUGAGAAGGGCAAGGAGGAAGUAGUACCGAGCGAUAUCAGCAAACGUAGAAACCUGCUACGAAAGUACCUCGGUCACAAGCCUAUGUUCGAACUCCAGGCACUGUUUGCUCUGCAGGUGCUUGUGGUCAGGCUUGAAUACCCACAGGGUCUUCUCAAGAGUUUAUUCGACAUUCUUUACGACGAGAAUAUUAUUUCCGAGGACGCUUUUGUUGAGUGGAAGAGAAGUGAGGACGAGCCGGAUGGGAAGAAUACGGCCCUUGAACAUGUUGUUCAGUUCUUUGAAUGGCUUACAUAGUUUGAAGAGGACAAUUUAGUAUUUCUAAUUGCGACGGGUUAUUACUUAUAUACGUGCAUAAAUAAGUAUGCCGUCUUAUAAACAAACAUAUGUUUAUUAUUUGUUGUAUCGCAAUAAAGUUUGAAACAAAUAGACUGGAAAUGAUAGACUAGGUGUUUCUGAAUUUACAAGUUAAAAUAUAAGUUCGAUUUUCGACACUCGCUUAGUAUUCGAAUUUAUUUCAUGCAUAUCGGUGUAAGAAUGAAAACAUAUUGGUGAAUGAUAACUUGUUCAUUAUCACUCUGGCUUGUUAUUUUUUUGCAACGUUAAAAACCUAAGUAUUUGUUUACUUAACGGCAUCAUUAAGCAUACUUAAUCAGGCCGAGGCAAAUAUUGUGACUAUUUGAAGUCAUGAUGUGCAUAAAUGCAAGAAUAAUGUGUGAUACAUUUCUUUGGAAAAGCUGUUCCCAUGUGCAUGUUACACAGUAAACUGUAUAUGUACAUUUAAGACAAGAGCAUCUCCGAUUAUGGCUACUCCUUUGAAUUUAUUAUUAUAUUUAUAUGAUCAGUAAUUGUCAUUUACUUUCUUAUGCUGAUGUAUAACACGCAUGUCUGUUUUUCAUUAUGUUAACUGAUUAAAUAUGUUCUACUCUACAAAUUACUGGCAUGCACACAUGCCAUUGAUCUACCUUAAAUUAAAAUGUUUUAAGAUGGAAUGAUAAAAUAUAAUAUACGAUGAAUUUGUUUUAUAAUGUAUUUGAAUGUUACUGAUAUUACAUUUUUUUCAUUGAUUUAUUAAAUAUAUAGUUUUGAAUAGUUUUUAUUUUUAAGUUAUAUCCUUUGACAUUUGUUUGUUUCGCUUAUUUGCGUUUGCUAAGGCUUCGCUCAAUUCUGAAGAUGAUGUCAAUGUUGUUUAAAAUAAUACUAAGUACAGUGCUGAAGGAACGCGUCUUUGAAUUCAGUGCGCAUGUGGACUUUUCUUGAACAGGCAGCCCUUGUGGGUUAGCGGCAUGUAUUAUUUAUUCAUUGAACAAGCUAUGUAGUACAUAAUUAAUAGAGAUAGAAAUAGAGUAAUACUAUAUUACACAUGCGUAAUACAGAAAAUACGUGAUAGUUAGAUUAAAUAGGAAACAAGAUUUAUACAAGGGACAGGCGAAGUGGUAUUCAUCUUCUAACUUAUUAUAUGUUGUACAAAAUCAUUCUUCUCUUGUUAUGUUUUUCCAAAAAAGCCGGUGUAAUGAUUAUCUUAGUUUUGUUGAUGCUACCUUAUACUUCUGAUUAUUUCAUGCUAAAUCUUAUGGGGUUUUUUAAAUCUACUAUCGAUCUGUUUAAAAACCAUAAUUACAUUACAAAUAUUAAUUAACAAUGAUAAUUGCUGCCCACUUCUACAUAACUGUCGUUUGGUUUCGUUGAAUUAUUUUCAGUUUCGUUGAACAGAUUUUUGUAGAUAAUGUGUGUAUAUGUUAUUUUACUACAAAAAUGUAUCAUGGUCUAAUAUUUAAAAAUAAAUCUUUAAUGCAUACAAUACACGUAUUUUACCUUCAAGUUUUCAAUAUAUAAAAUAAUUUUCUGUGGAAGUUUAAUCCCGGUUAUUUUUUUACAAAUCAUUAUAUUAUGUAUUUGUUCUACAUCUUUAUCAUGAGGAAUUCCCAAAUCUCACAUCCUACAAAUUUGACCAGCUUUACAUGUAAAUCAUUCUCAGUUGCUAGGCUAACACAGCUUUGAAAUUUAUUUCAUGUAUGUUUAGAAAACUGCCUUAUUUGCUCCGUCUAAAAUAUAGUCUAGCAUUUCUUAAAACAACCUCUAGACGUUAAUACAAUUCCUAUAUAACACUAUUGUGGUACGAUUUCCUUUACUAUGACGCGGUUAUAAAUAUGCGUUUUAUUUUGCGGUAAUACUAAGCCUAAUCUAAAAAGUACAGUUGUUGUCUUAUCUUAAUAACGAAUGGUUUCCAUCAUAUAAUGCAGUUGUUACGUAAACUGUAUAAAAUGUGUUGCAUUUCGGCAUUUGCCUUCACAGUUCACUAGGUAAUCCCACAAAAAUAUGUUUUUGUCUUGCCACUUGUGUAUAUAUUUAUUGCAAAGCAAAAACAAACCACCUCUAAGACCUAAUUUAAAUAACGUAUACCAA